GUCAUGACGUCGACACGUCGCAGUUUUUCGGCGCGAAAUCCCUCGCCCGAAGGUGCGCGCGAGAGUGUAAACAGUGCGCUGAGCUCGGGGUGCAAGCUCGCGUUUCUCGCCGCGUUUGCUCUAGGCAAAGUUUAAAGGAGGAGGAGGAGAAGAAGAAGAAGAGUCCGUUAGCGCCGUGGACAGUGUUUCGUGUCGGAGAGCAUGGCGGACUCCGACGACCUGAGCGGAGGAGAGGAGAGCCGGGAGGAGCUGAUGACCCCGGCCGAGCUCGUCUCCAGACUCGAGGAGGCUUGGCUGAAUGAGAAGUUUUCUCCUGAACUGCUGGAGAACAAGUCCGAGCUGGUGGAGUGUGUGAUGGAGCAGAUCACGCACAUGGAGGAAAACCUGCAGCGGGUGAAGAAAGGCGACCUGAAGGCCAGCGUGCACCGCAUGGAGAUCGAUCGCAUCCGCUUUGUUCUGAGCAGCUACCUGCGCUCAAGACUUCAGAAGCAUGUUGUGCGGUUGUUGUCUCACCUGCAGAUAGAGAGGUUUUUCCCUCACGUUUUGGAGAAAGAAAAGUCGCGUGCUGAUGGAGAUCCUUCAUUUCUCUCUCCUGAAGAGUUUGCCUUCGCUAAAGAGUAUCUGGCCAACACGGAGGUGUACCUCAGAAACGUGGCUCUGAAACACAUGCCCCCGAACCUGCAGAGCAUCGACAUGCUGAAGGCUGUUCCUGAGCCGUGUCUGGACUCGUUUGUGUUCCUGAGAGUGAGAGAGAGUCAGGAGAAUAUCCUGGUGGAGCCUGAGACGGACGAGCAGAGGGAGUAUGUUGUGGACCUGGAUGAAGGUUCUCAGCACCUGAUGCGUUACCGUACUAUAGCGCCUCUAGUGGCCAGCGGUGCGGUGCAACUCAUUUAAACCCUCAGGAACUGAAUGGAGACGCCGCAGAGGAACAGAUCGCCCGUGUACUCCAUCCCAGCUGUGAACCUCUGCCAGCCUCUCAGCCCCAGGAGCACGUCUCUAUGUCUGAAUCCAAGCCCACUUACCUCUUAAAAGGCCUAAUUCUCAUCACGAACUUAUUGAGUUUGAAAGCGCUAAUCUGUGAAAACAGACAAUCUUCGAUGCGUUCCGACAGAUGGAUGAGUGAAAAAAGGUUUGGGUUGUGCAAAGCCCGUCUGAAGGGAUGUUUAUCUGGAUUGAGUUGCAAACGUCCAGCAAAAUGUCAUCACGCACUGACAGCUCAGUUAUUGCAGUCCGAUCAGAAACUGGUGAACCUGACGCUCUUGCUCUGAAAAGGAAGCUGUGGUUUUCUCUGUAAGUGGGGAAGUUAUUGGUUUGGAUGUGUGAGGUCAUUUAAGUGGUUUUGCCGUUGUGUUAGAAUAAAAUUAUAUUAUUUAUGCUUCUA
This is a messenger RNA of Puntigrus tetrazona (Sumatra barb), 1381 nucleotides long. It is a transcript of the gene gins4, whose product is annotated as GINS complex subunit 4 (Sld5 homolog). Lineage: Eukaryota; Metazoa; Chordata; Actinopteri; Cypriniformes; Cyprinidae. The transcript has 7 exons. Gene Ontology annotation, biological process: double-strand break repair via break-induced replication; DNA-templated DNA replication. Gene Ontology annotation, cellular component: GINS complex. The coding region runs from base 202 to 894 and encodes 230 amino acids. The record is from RefSeq and is a predicted model, not a curated record.